Messenger RNA from Physella acuta, 2352 nucleotides. Its product is annotated as fibrillin-2-like. Lineage: Eukaryota; Metazoa; Mollusca; Gastropoda; Physidae. Gene Ontology annotation, molecular function: calcium ion binding. The record is from RefSeq and is a predicted model, not a curated record.
AUGCGAAGUUACUACUGCGCAUGCCGCGGCGGGUAUGCUCUCGCGCAUGACCGCCGAGGCUGCGUGGACGUCGACGAGUGUCGCGACAACAGCAGCGGAUGUGGCCAGGUGUGCUUCAACACGCCCGGCUCGUUUAGAUGCGGUUGCCAGGCCGGCUACCGUCUAGACGCCCGGGACGGUCAGACGUGUCAGGAUGUCAACGAGUGUCAAGAGAACGCUACCCUGUGUGACCAGCGAUGCGUGAACACGCCAGGUGGCUUUGACUGCGCUUCGUCGGCGGACUCGGCCGUAGGUUUGACAGACGGGACGAAUCUAACAAAAGCCCUCGCUGGGUUCGUGAACUUAACAAUCAACCGCCAGACGUACUGGUUCUCCAACACCUCAGUCAACGAGACCACAGCAAGGAACAAAUGUGCCGAGAUCAACGCUGAGCUGGCUUUGUUUGACACGAACGCUGAGUACUGGGCCGUAGCGAUCUACAUGGAUGAUUACGUCAAGAACGAUAGAAAUUAUUUGGGUAGGUUUUGGGUACAGAUUUUAUACACCAUCAACAGCGAUAAUCACUAUCAGCAUUACUGGAGGACUUGGGAACUAGUGACAGUUUGGGGAUAUAACGAGCCUACGUAUGUAUGCAAAACUGUAUCAAAUAGUUCACCGUGCUGUGUGAUUAUUGACUUAGCUUCGUUCACAGUAGGACUUCGAGAUUUCUCUAAAGAAAACAUAUUCAAGUUUUUGUGUAAGCCUGUGAAUGAAUGCAGUAAAGGAACUUCCAAGUGUACGCACAUUUGUUUAGAUAAUGACUUGGGUUAUGAUUGUUCGUGUAGGUCUGGGUACAGUUUGGCUAGCGAUGGAUACACGUGUGUUGACGUGGACGAGUGUAACACGACACGGCCGUGUCAGCAAGCGUGUGCUAACACACAAGGCUCGUACAUGUGUAGCUGUUAUAGAGGUUACAGUCUUGCCUUAAACAACACAUGUGUUGAUGUGGAUGAAUGCAGCACGACCAAACCUUGUCAACAAGCGUGUGUUAACACGCAAGGGUCCUACACGUGUCAUUGUUACACGGGAUACGAAAUGUCACCUAACAACACAUGUGUUGAUGUGGACGAGUGCAGCGCAACACUCCCGUGUGAUCAGGUAUGCGUUAACACAGUUGGAUCUUUCAACUGUAUGUGUAACACUGGAUACACACUUAUCCAAAAAAACAUGUGUGUUGAUGUUGAUGAAUGCUUGUCAAACCCAUGUGACCAAAUGUGCACGAACACAAACGGAUCAUACAUCUGUACUUGCAAUCCAGGUUUUAUCCUUGCCCUUGACGGUAUGACAUGCAACGACGUAGACGAGUGUUUGUCUACACCUUGCCAUCAGAUAUGCGACAAUACUGCAGGGUCUUUUAGUUGUUUUUGUAAUGAAGGGUUCUCAUUGUCCAACGAUUCUAAAACGUGUGUUGAUAUCAACGAAUGUGAGAAUAGCCCGUGUCAACACAUGUGUAACAACACAGAAGGAUCGUUUCUCUGUUCGUGUCAACAAGGCUACACAUUGGGUGAUGAUGCUUGCUCGUGUGUUGAUAUUGAUGAAUGUAAUAUUGAGACAGUGUGUAAUAGCACGUGUAAUAACACAUUAGGAAGUUAUGAAUGUAUAUGCCCAUCAGGAUAUGUCGUAGAUGGACCAUUGUGUCUUGACAUUGACGAAUGUUCUGGAAGUAACAACUGCUCUGAUAUCUGCACCAACACAGAAGGCAGCUACAAAUGUAGUUGUACACAAGGCUACAGUCUCAACCCAGACAACUGGACAUGCGCGGACGUCAACGAGUGUACAGACGGCACCAACGAUUGCGACCAGACGUGUACCAACAUCCCGUCAUCCUAUCUCUGUAGCUGCCAGCCAGGAUACCGUCUAGAUACAACCGACAACAAAACGUGUCAUGAUAUCGAUGAAUGUCAAGAAAAUCAAUCAAUCUGUCAUCAAAUCUGUAUCAAUACGCCUGGAUCGUACGCAUGUUCUUGCUUUUCUGGACACACAAUGGGCAGUAACAAUGUCUGCUCUAAUAUCGCCAUACCAGGUUAUUGCCCCUGUUCAUGUUCCUCUAUGGUACUUCAAUCCCAGCUUAAAAACACUAGCGCCGUAUUGAAAAGAAUAGAGGACACUCGUAACUCUCUGAUACUGUCUAGAAAGAACCUCGUAUCGUAUAUCAAUACCUUGACCAGCGCUGAAGACAAACGGGCGGCCUCGGAAUACAUUGGUCUGCUAGGAAUCGUCAUCAUUCUUAUAGCACUGGCUAUAAUUAUAUUUCCGGACUUUGUUACAGGAAUUUGGUUUAUCAUUAAAGAAGUUAAAUUUGGAAAUACUUGA